Molecule: messenger RNA, 1578 nt
Organism: Gilbertella persicaria
Lineage: Eukaryota; Fungi; Mucoromycota; Mucoromycetes; Mucorales; Choanephoraceae
Exons: 5
Coding region: 22-1143 (373 amino acids)
Molecular function (GO): protein heterodimerization activity
Source: RefSeq, a predicted model, not a curated record
AUUCUUAACCCUUUUUUCUUCAUGGAUCAGCAUAUUGAAAUCAAACGAACACCUUUACCAAAACCAAAAAAAGAGCCCAUUCUUAUUCCAAAUCCUCCGUUACCAGAAGAAAAUACUUUUAUUGAACCUUACGUACCUAGAAAACGACCUCGUCUGACAGAAGAUCAAUUGAAAUCACAUUCUGUCACUGUGAAUUAUGAUCGUAUUGCCAAUGCUGAUCUAGGUUUAUUUCGACGUGUUCAUCGUCAUUUGGAUAAUGUAACAGAGACCCUUUCACCCAUCAGUACACGAUCCAACAAUAGUUUUUCUCGUUUUGAUCGUAUCUUUGAUAUGGACACCUUUAAAUCUAAAUCACAUAGUGUAGUAUCAUCACUCAGAGACCAUAGUCUAAGAGAUGAUAUAUCUGAAGUCACUAAAAGUGAGACUAGUAAAAGUGAAGCAAGCAUGCUGAAUCGAUUAAAGACAAUGCAAGAGAGAAUAACCGUAUUUGAACGACCACAAUCAUCCUUUACUCAGCGACUGGAAGAACACCAAACUACAAAACCACCACCUUCAUCAAUAGAAAGACCAUUAGAGCCUCUUUUAGAAGAACCAGUAGCGUAUGAACAACAACAAGACACACAUACUAGCAUGGAUAAUAACCUGUCACCUUCCAAACCAUCAUCGCCUGCAUUAUCAGCCAAAGGAAAAGAGAAAGAAGAUGUACUACAAGCAUUUGCCAAUAUAGAAUUCAAUGAUUAUGGAGGGGGAGAUAAUGAUCUUGUUGAUGAUGACCAAAAAGAAGAAGAAGUAUCCAGUCUGGACCUAAGUACUGAAUUAGAGUCUAUGCUACCAUUCAACAGAGUCAAUGCAGGCAAUUGUCUUAGUAGGAAAUUGGUACAAGCUCCUUAUGAUGCUAGAUUCUUUCAUGAUACGUAUGGGCCUAGUAUGCUUACUAACAAGGAAAUUGGCAAGUUGUUCAAGAACAGGCUUGAUCCAUCCAAGAAGAUACGUAGUACUUGUGAACGUCGUAUUUUUACAAAAAUUGUUGAUCUUUUCUUUGAACAAGUCAGACAAGAUUUAUCAGCCUAUAAACAAAAUCAACCAGCCUAUCUUCAAGAUACAAUUCAAGAAAAUGAUGUCAUUUUAUUAAUGAAAAGGUAACAAAGCAUAAGUUUUCAAUGACUGAUAUCAUUAGGCAGCGACUCUUGAAUUCAACUACCAACAUUCAGUCUUUAGCAAACAAAUAUCUAUCCAAAACGUAUGCUAAUCGAAUGAGUCAAUCUGUAGCUGCUUUUAAUCGACUUAGACCAGCAGAUAGCAUUGAAUAUGACAUACAAACUCAUUUUACUCAAUUUGAACUGGAUGAUGAUUAAACUGGUUUAUUUCUUUUCGCCUUUUGAAUGAAGAAAAAGCAGUGGUUUGAAUGUAAUGAGUGUAUGAUUUUGGCUGUAAUUCCUUGUUUAUGGUGUGGUUUAUCAUCGUAUAAUUCAAUUGCAAACUGAGAAUCGUCCCAUCUUUUUCUACUUGGAUUUGUUUCUUGUAAAGAUUGUUGAAGUGUCAUAAAGAAGAAAGAAAGAAAGAUAUUCUCCCUCGUGA